GUAGAAGAGAGUGGAAACUUCUGCUCCUUCUCUCUGUACCACCUCUGAUAUUAAAGCUUUCGACUCGUCGUUCCUCCAGAACCUGUGACUCCGUUCAAAGACCAGCUGUGAGGAGCUCCUUCACCUUCAUCAUCUCCAACAUGAAGACUUCUGCCAUUCUCCUGCUCUGCAUGCUGGGAGCUGCAGUCUUCAGCACCGUCUUCUGCAGCAGUGCAAUCGGACCUGAUAACUGCUGCUUCAGAUUUUACCCCAAACAAAUUCCAAGAGGAAAGAUUCAGUCCUAUUCUCUGGCUGAUAAUCGCUGCCCCCGGUCUGCGAUCAUCUUGAAGACCAUAAAGGGUUCAAAGGUCUGUGUGGAUCCAAGCAAACCCUGGGUCAAGAACGUCAGACUGAGUGUGGAUCAGAGAUCUUUCUGAAGUUCUUCCAGUUUUCCUGCUUUUGUCUCACAGCUGUGUGAUCUUUGCUUUUAGACUUUAAUCCACGAUUUAAUCCCAGACCAUGUGGAUCAUUAUACUAGAGUAAACUGCAAAUAUUUCUUUCUGUCUGUUCAUGUUGCUUUACAUCUGUACAUAAUAAAAGUUUUGGUUCUGGUGCAUUUGCCAUUAUUUUACGUCUUCCACAAAAAAAAAAAAAAAAAA
This is a messenger RNA of Oryzias melastigma (Indian medaka), 638 nucleotides long. Its product is annotated as C-C motif chemokine 7. Gene Ontology annotation, cellular component: extracellular region. Bases 141 to 416 code for a protein of 91 amino acids. Gene Ontology annotation, biological process: monocyte chemotaxis; lymphocyte chemotaxis; cellular response to type II interferon. Lineage: Eukaryota; Metazoa; Chordata; Actinopteri; Beloniformes; Adrianichthyidae. The transcript has 3 exons. Gene Ontology annotation, molecular function: chemokine activity; CCR chemokine receptor binding. The record is from RefSeq and is a predicted model, not a curated record.